Molecule: messenger RNA, 1595 nt
Organism: Anopheles arabiensis
Lineage: Eukaryota; Metazoa; Arthropoda; Insecta; Diptera; Culicidae
Product: endochitinase
Exons: 3
Coding region: 187-1476 (429 amino acids)
Biological process (GO): carbohydrate metabolic process; chitin catabolic process
Cellular component (GO): extracellular region
Molecular function (GO): chitinase activity; chitin binding
Source: RefSeq, a predicted model, not a curated record
GCAGUGCGGGUGAGGUGUGUGUGUCGAUGCGCGACAAUCCCACUGCCUUCGGCCGGUAUAGUUAAAACGUCACUGUUAUUAGUCUAGUUGCCCCGCGGACACGGUACGACACCUUCACUAGCACCGGGCGUGAUUCAGUCGUCGCGCAGUGCUUCAGGUGAUCACACACUCGCUCUCUCACACACAAUGGCAGCUGGCCGAGUGUGUGCGGUGCGUAUCGUGCAUUUGUUUGGCUCCGUUUUUCUCGCUCCAGAAAGAAGCGUCCUUUGGACGAUCGCCGUCAGUUUGCUGCUGCUCCAGGGGCAGUGCCUCAGCCGGCUGAUCUGCCACUACACGACCUGGUCGCAGGGCCGGGCCAACCCAUACUCCUACCGGAUCGAGGACGUCCCGGGCGAUCUGUGCACGCACGUGGUGUACAACUUUGUCGGCGUGGACAGCGAGGAGUACGAGCUGGCGAUGCUGCAGCGCGAGAUCGACAUCGUGCAGAAUGGGUUCGGGCGGUUCAUCGAUCUGAAGCAGCGCUUCCCCGACCUGAAGAUGUACGUGGCGGUCGGGGGCUGGGAUCAUGGCGGGGCACCGUUCAGCCGGAUGGCGGCGUUUCGCAAUCGGCGCAAGAAGUUCAUCGAAAGUGUGGUCAAGUUUAUGGGGCGGUAUGAGUUUGAUGGCAUCGAGCUGGUGUGGCUGUACCCGGGCAGUGUGGAGCGGGGCGGCACCAACAACGAUAAGGACAACUUUGUCUAUCUGGUGGAGGAGCUGAAGACGGCGUUUCUGAGGGCGCGACAGCCGUGGGAGGUGGCGAUCCAGGUGCCGGCCGACCAUACCCGGUUUGAAGUGGGCUACGAUCAGAGUUUGCUGUGCGAGAGUGCUGACUUUGUGCACAUUGCCGGGUACGAUCUGCGCGGCUCGUGGACCGGCUUUGCCGAUGUGCACAGCCCGAUGACGGAUCGGCCGCACGAUCAGGGCAUCUACAAGGGGCUGAACGUGCGGGCGGGCGUUGAGUCGUGGCUCGCGAGCGGAUGCGCCCCGGAACGGGUCGUGCUGGGGGUACCGUUCCUCGGGCGUACGUACACGCUGCGCAACAGUCAGCAGAACGGUCUCGGUGCGGUGACGACCGGCCCUGGUCCGAAGGGUCAGCAUACGUAUAGUGCGGGCUAUCUGGGGUACUUCGAGAUCUGCCAGAAGCUGAAGGCUGAACGUAACUGGCGCACGGUUUGGGACGCGAUCGGGCAGUGUCCGUACGCGUACCGGGGCAACCAGUGGAUCGGGUACGAGAACGAGGAGUCGCUGAAGGAGAAGGUCGAGUUGGUGAAGAGCAAAGAGCUGGCCGGCGUCUAUGCGUUCUCGCUCGAUCUGGACGACUAUCGGGGCAAGUGCGGUGGCGAACCGUACCCGCUUAUGCGGACGCUGGCGGGAUUGCUGAAGAAAGAGCACCAAAGCGUAAUCGGGUUCGCGUUCGAGCGGGGUGAUGAUAAGUGAAGCGGGAGAGCGUGAGAGCGAAAGAUUACAUUUAAGUUAGUAACGUUAAAGAAAAGCAACAAGUAGGUGUUCCUAACAGCUGCACGGUAUUUAAAUAAAUGCUUAUUUAUCUCUUUUAA